Xyrichtys novacula (pearly razorfish) is the source of this 7064-nucleotide messenger RNA. The record is from the annotation of a GenBank genome assembly. NCBI's taxonomy places the organism in Eukaryota, Metazoa, Chordata, Actinopteri, Labriformes, Labridae.
AGCACUGAACGCAGCAAAUGUUGUAGGACUAGGAAAUGUGACCUCUGAGGCCACCGUAGCCACGUACGAAGUAAUAGGCGCGUUCCUUUGGUUUAGUCCAUGAAUGCUAAGCUAAUACCUUUGAAUGUUUCAGUGAUUUAAAGUCGUUAAAUUGUUUCUAUUUCAAUGGAGAGUAUAAAUGCCAAAUACGUGUCUCAGAAAAUCAGCAAAACCAGAUGGCGUCCAGUGUCGCACUCGUCUUUACAGCAAGCGGAUAUCUUUGCGACUGGCUCGUGGGAUAACGAGGUUGGCAGAGCUGUCUGUUAUUAUCGCAAAUACUUAGGAUACAGUGGUAUCCAAACGCCAUAUAAAAAUUAUUGUUUCAAUGUGUUUUUGCUGAUAUAAAGACUUAGCAUGAAAUAUAUAUCUUAAUGUGAACCACAAUUUGUUAGGUGUCGGCUUUCGGCUUUAGCUAGUCGAUGUGAAAUGUGACAUUUCCUUCAGAAACAAACAUUUCACUUGUAUUUUCAACAGAAAUGACUCCUUGUGUUGGGCACAUAUGACCUUUAUAGAAAAGUAGGUUACGUUGUUUUUUUUUUGUUAGAAAUCAAUCCUUGCAUAUAUGCAGGACGAAGUAAUAAUAAAAAUGCAUCAGAUUUCAUAUAGCGCUUUAUCAGAGACCCUCAAAGCGCUUUACAUUGGAUACAUCAUUAAUUCGCUCACACAGUCACACUUUUGGUGGUGGUAAACUACCUUAGUAGUCACAGCUGCCCUGGGGCAGACUGACGGAAACGUGGCUGCCAAGAUGCUCCUCUCUCUUUCCUGGGGUUGCCAAAAGCUCCAUGUAGUCGGUUUAAGGGAGACUGAUGGAAGUACAGUUACUGAGUGUCAGACAAUGGAAACAUUGAUUAAUCAGUCAGGUUAAUAUUUUGGGGCGAUUAUUGGCAGAAUUAAUCCACAUUGGCUGAUAUCUCUUUGUGACCUUGAGUCAAAACUGAAUUGUGUUGUGAGGGUUCAGACAAAUCCAGCACUGCUGUGGAGAGCUUGUUUUUGGAUUACGGAUUGUUUGUGCUUCCCUUUUGUCUUAUAUUUACAUUUUGGUUUGCAACAACCUAUAACUGGACUUGAGUAAAGCCCAGGAAUGUAUCUCUUGUUACAGGACAACAGGAUUUCUCUUUGGUCCAUUGGGAAUCAUGGAAGUUCUGGCAUGGAUGAUGGGUUUGAGGGAGACCCACAGCUUUUAUGUGAACACAAGCAUGAUGGGGAUGUUCUAGACCUUCAAGUAAGACUUUCUUGAGGAUGUAAGAUAAUGUAACAGCAUGUAAAUAGUAGAAAUGUAAAGAAUUGUAAGGUUUCCUUUGCUUUAACAUUGAAAAAAAAGCCAAAGUUUAUUGUUGAAAUGCUCGAAUCAUUUUUUUUCCUGAGCCCAGACUAUCUAACAGGACUGAGUACAGAUUCUGCUCUUGUUUGUUUAUAAUGUUUUGGUGUAUUCCACGUCUGACCUGUAUUUUCUGUUUAUACCGUAUGUUUUAUAUGUAAUUUCUCAGUUUUUGGACCAAGACAGAGUCGUUACGGCAUCAUCAACUGGAGCAGUCACCAUCUUUCGCCACCACCAAAACAGUCAGGUACACACCUUCGUGGCAAUUUCUCGUAAAUACAAACAUUUAACAUGCAGUAUAUGUCAUCUUAAUCUUUCUAAACUCCCUGCUUUAUGCUGCACACGAUCCUUGUGGGCUAACAAAUACUGCAUAAAAACAUAGUCUAACCUUUUCUCUCUGCAGACGCUGUCAUUGUCUCAGCGCUGGGAAAGAGCGCAUUGUUACCCCUGUGACAACGCUCCCUGUACCAGUAUCGUGUGCAGCAGUCCUGAGAUUGUUUCAGUGGGUGAAGAUGGAAAGAUCAUUGUAUUCAGAAGUGACCAUGAGGGAGUCGUAAGAGUCAUAGGUGAGUUAAAGUUCAAGCUGCUUUAGCCACACAGAGCAUGAAUCUCUGUGUACAAUAGCAUCUCCAUUUAAGUCGAGAGAGUGAAGUUUAAUUCAUUUUUUGUCUGUUGAAUCAUUUGCAGAAAAUGCAGACAGCAGCACGAUUCAUGCUGUGACUUAUCUGAGGACCACAGAGAUCCUGACCGUGAACUCUAUAGGCCAACUAAAGCUGUGGGACUUAAGACAACAAGGCAGCUCACCGUCCCAGAUUCUCUCCCUGUAAGAUCAAGAUUAAACUCAAAAUCACCCCUCAACUUUUUAAGCCCUUAGUUUACUUCUUUGCAUGAUAUAGUUCUAACCUGUGUUUGCAGAUGAGGUAAUGAAUUGUUUUCUCAGGUAAUGAUUUGAUCAAUGACUUCUGAUCCAUGCUGUAAUUUCCACUACAGAGUCAUGUCUGUUUUGAAUGCAGUGGCCCUUUUGUACAGGAAUUUUUCUGAAUCUUGUCAUGAUAUUAGAAACCAUACUUGAUGGACUCUCCGAAUUCUUUGCAAUCCUAUACUGAGUAUUAUUAUUCUAAAAUUAUUAAACUAUUUAUUCACUCAGUCCCUAACAGAACAGUGACUCAGAUUCGGCCUCUCCAGGUUGCCCCCUUUUUAUACCCAGUGAUAUUACUAACAUAUUGCAAAUUUACAUAAUCAACUGGAUUUUUUAGAAUUUUUUUGUUGCAUUUUUAGUGUGUCAUAUGUUUUCUUUGUAGUAUUUAAAUGAUAUAGAUAAUUGGGGAAUUAUUAAAAAAGUUUUUUUUACACAUUUUAAAAAGCAUCCUAAAUUUGGGGGUAUUCGAAUUGUUUAUCUAAUUGUUGAACAGGGAGCACAAUACUUUAUCCCAAAAAUUGUGUCCAGAUGAUCAGUAAAUAGGUCAAAGGCUUCAGACAGGAAAUGAGAUAUUAAACUCGAGAUGUCAUGCUGCCAAAGGCCUGAUCAUAUCAUCUUUGGUUAAUAUCAUACAAACUAUAUCAGGAGUUGUUUUUCUCUUCAGGUCAGGGGAUCGAGUCCCUUUGCGCUGUGUUGACAGACAUCCAAACCAGCAGCACAUUGUGGCCACAGGAGGGCAGGAUGGCAUGCUGUGUGUGUGGGACGUGAGACAAGGCAACACACCCUUCUCACUCAUGGAGGCGCACUCUGCUGAAAGUAAGAUGUUCACUGGUGAAUUAUAUCGUGUACCAGGUUUGAACUCACAAACUCACUCAUAUUCCAAUGAUGCACUUGAACCGAGAGGUUGCAGCAAGUUUGGUCUCUCUGUAAUAUCUGUAAUUUUUGCUGGAUUUUUUUCAUAUUUUUGUUGUCAUUUUGUUGGCUGCUGAUGGAUACUUCUGCUGGGCAAAGAGUUAACUCAAGAGAAGAGCUCCUUUCAUUGAGGAAAGGAAGGAAAAGAAAGGAGGAGGCCUGGCUUUAUUUGUCAACCAGAGAUGGUGUAACCCUUCACACAUAACUGUCAAGGAGAAGUUGUGUUGUCCAGAUAUUGAACUGUUGGCAGUUUCUCUUCGGCCACAUUUUGUUCCAAGAGAAUUAAGUCAUAUCAUAACAAUAGUUGUUUACAUCCCACCCAAAUCAACUGAAAAAAAUCCAUGCAAUCUUAUGCAUAAUAGUGUUGCCAGGCCACAGACUCAACACCUGGCACUAAUUUUAUUAUAAUUAAUAAUAAUAUUUAAUUAUAAUUAUUAGGCACUAAUAAUAAUAUCAGGAGACUUCAACCAUGUCAACCUCUCCUCUCACCUGACUGGAUUCACACAGUUUGUGAACUGUCCUACCAGAGAAAACAAGACCCUGGAUCUGCUGUAUGCCAACGUCAAAGAAGCCUACAGAGCCACUGCCUUACCACCACUGAGCAAGUCAGAUCAUAACUUGGUCUAUCUACAGACCUGUGACAGACCUUGUGUACUGAGGCAGCCUGUGAUCAAAGUCAAAAUCAGAAGAUGGACACCUCAAACCAGUGAAGCUCUAAGGGACUGUUUUAAAUCAACAGAGUGGAAUGUGCUGCUGGAAACAGAUGUGGAUAGUAUGAACAUUGACAGACAGGUUGACUGCUUUACUGAAUAUGUCAACUUCUGUAGAGACACAGUUAUACCCACAAAGACUGUUCGCUGUUUCUCCAACAACAAACCCUGGAUCACAAAUGACUUAAAAGCAAUCCUUUACCAGAAAAAGAAAGCUUUUAAAGAUGGUGCCAAAGAACAACUCAAACAAGUGCAACAAGAGUUGAAGAGGAGACUGAAGAUGGCAAAGCUGGAGUACAAAAAGAAGAUAGAGAAUAAUCUACAACACAGCAACAUCCAUGAAGUGUGGAGAGGAAUCAGUACCAUCACUGGACACAGCAGUCAAAAGAAAAGACAGACAAUGGUGGGUGAUGUGAAAAGAGCUGAUGAACUCAACCUGUUCUUCAACAGAUUUGACACUGCUGUCACUCCCACUUCCACUGCUACUCCACCUUCCUCUCCACAACAAAUCUCCACUACAACUUCUCACCUUCCUCCUCCAUCUCGUUCAAAUGUCUCAACUACUUCAACUGCCUCCCUCCUAGAACACCAGUCCUUGUCUGUCACCGAAAAAGGGGUGAGGAUGGAGCUUGGAAGACUUUGUCCUGGGAAGGCAGCAGGUCCAGAUGGUGUGUGUCCAAGGCUGCUUAGAGACUGUGCUGCAGAACUGUAUCAACCUCUCCACAGGAUCUUCAACCAAAGUCUACAGCUGGGGCGGGUACCUACUCUGGGGAAAACAUUCUGCAUCGUGCCAGUACCAAAACCAAAAUGUCCCGCUGAACUCAGUGACUACAGACCAGUGGCCCUCACUUCACAUAUCAUGUAUCUUGUAUUGUGUACUCUGCAAAGUCGGCAGAAAUCGUUUAGAUCCGACGUAUUCUGCUGAUAUAAACGAUUUCUGCCGACUUUGCAAAGUCAACUGCAGAAUUAACGGCGUUCUGAAUGAACGGGGCUUUGAAAAGUCCCGUAGCAUGUGUUAGACGUCACCAUCUACACAUGGACCAAUCAGGGGCUGCCUUUCCCUGUUGUCCGGGUAACAGUGGAAACAUGGUCUCUGAUUGGCUCGGUUAUUUUCUGAUCGUGAAUACACGCUCCCAAUGGGCCGAAGUCCAGACUGUGGUGGGAAGGAACGGCAAGUGAUUCACGCAACAGGAUGGCCCAGCCAGGCUAAUAAAUACCUAGGUGUACAUCUGGAUAAUAAGUUGGAUUGGUCUAAUAAUAUAGACUUCAUCUACAGAAAGGGGCAGAGCCCCUUUUGCCUGAGAAGACUCCAAUCAGUAGACAUCUGUAGUAAGAUGCUGCAGAUGUUUUAUCAGUCUGUGGUGGCAAGUGUUCUGUUCUACGCUGCAGUCUGCUGGGGAGGAAGCAUCAAACACAAAGAUGCAAGACGUCUGAACUGGUGAAAAAGGCUGGCUCUGUGGUAGGACUCAAGCUGGACUCAGUGGAGGAUGUGGUGGAAAGAUUUACACUGAGGAAGGUGGAGACUAUUCUCAAGAACACAGAUCACCCACCAAAGGGCCAAUGAUGGUGGACGGCUUUUCUCUUCUUCUGCUUCUUCUUCUUCUUCUUCCUCCUAACUUUUAAUAAAAUAAUUAUUUUUUUGUUUUUCUGCCCAGUGUGGGAAGUUCACUUCCACCCAACCAACCCGGAUCAUCUCUUCACUUGUUCAGAGGACGGUUCUCUGCUGCACUGGGAGAUAUCCUCACAGUCUGGGAUGCCCUCCUUCUUACAAGGCAAGUUCUUGCUCUUUGGCCUAGUGAGCAGGGAGGUAAGCUGCUUAAAAAAUGCAUUUUGGCACAAAAAAUGAUGCACUUUGUUCUUGGAAACAGAGGUCCAAAAUAGAAAUGUGCAUUUUUUUCAGGGGUAGCUGUUUUUUUUUUUGUUUUUUUUUUUCCCCAAGUCCUUUUUUGGUUUUUGGACUGAUAUAGGUCAAGACAUUCACUUGUGGAGUAUAAGCAGCUCUUAGGGGAAAAAAAUUGAACUUCAGAACAAAUUUUCAACACUAUAUUUGAGUACUUUUCUUUGAGACUGUGAACUCUGACUUUUGGCCUCAAAAACCAAAAUGAGUUACAAAUUUUAUCACUAAAGAAUUUUGUCAUGAGUUGACAAUCACUGACCAACAAAACUAAAACAUUGACUUUCAGCUUCCAUGUCAGCCACUGUAUAUUUAUAAAUUUCCGUUCUUUAUCAUUCAGCUAUCGCAAUUAUCUUGUGGAUGUUAGUGUGACCACAGUGACAUAUCCUCUUACAUGUACAUGCACAGAUGAUUUUGAUCUAAAAAGCUGACACAUCAACUGUCUAAUUUUGACCAUAGUCUCAUAAAAAUCCCUUUAUCGAUUUUCAGGUGGUAGGAACAAUAGUAUGAUAUCGCGCAGUGCCAUGGCCCCAGCUGGAGGGAACCAGUCCCUGAUCAGUGCCUGGCUCAGCGGUGACUCCAGCAAAGGCCGCCUGGAGACAACUCACAUGCUGCCCAGCCAGACGCUGUCUGUCAACAGCUUGGACGUACUUGGUCAGUGUCUCGUCUGUGGGACCGAUGGAGAGGCUAUCUUUGUUAACAGACAGGUCCCAAUUUAAAAGAGUGCACCAAAGAAAAAGUGCAUAAGAUAUUUAUUAACAUUUUCAGUCAUAGUAGAGGUUUGUCAUUAUCUUUGAUCAUACAGGACGCCUAGAAUAAAAGUUUUCUUGUGAUAUGACUUUUGUAUUUGUCUGUCCUAUAACGUGACAUACAAAACCAAAUUGUGCGCUUCUGUUGUGUAAAGAUCUGUUUUUUUAAGCCAGUUCAUGCAAAGUAUAAUUCAACUCUACUUUUGUACAAAAGUGAUGUUAAACUUUUUACAGUAAAUAAAUUCAAAUAAAUUUGCCUGGAUGUAUCAUGAUUCGUAUCUUUUCCAUUACACCAACCUUCAUUGUGGCUGUGUAUAAGUUCCUUUCAGGUAAACCUGCCAAACACUUGUCAGCUCUGUAUUUUGAAACAAUUUCCAAAAUUGAGAACUUUAAAAAGUGUCAGUAUCAUUCCAUCCAUGGUUGCACAGUUUGUUUAAAUGGUUCAGAGGCUAAGUGGAAGAUGACGAAGAAAGGUACGAAAAAAAGAAAUCAAGCUUCAGCUAAGCGAAUAAAGUUUCCCAAA